AUGAAUGAAUACAUCAAUCUUGGCCACAUAGUACUCGUACCGGAUGAUAGUGGACCAGGGUAUUAUAUGCCCCAUCAUCCGAUAAUAAAAACAACCAGCACUACCACUAAGGUACGCGUUGUAUUUGAUGCUUCAGCUAAAACCGAUAAAGGUAUCUCUUUGAAUGAAGUCUUACUAACCGGACCUACUAUACAAGAUAAUCUUUUUACCAUUCUCUUACGUUUUCGUACCUUUGUUUAUGCUAUGACUUCUGAUAUAGCUCAAAUGUAUCGACAAAUUUGCGUACAUCCGGAUCAUCAUAAAUAUCAACGAAUCCUUUACUAUCAUAAUAACAAUAUUAGUACCUUUGAACUUAAACGAGUAACAUUUGGAGUUUCCGCAGCCCCGUUUUUAGCUAUACGCACUGUAAAUCAACUUGCUGAUGACGAAUCUCAUAAUUUUCCUGUAGCUUCGAAAAUAUUAAAACGAGAUCUUAUAUGUCGAUAA
Messenger RNA from Cotesia glomerata, 486 nucleotides. RefSeq lists its product as uncharacterized. NCBI's taxonomy places the organism in Eukaryota, Metazoa, Arthropoda, Insecta, Hymenoptera, Braconidae. Bases 1 to 486 code for a protein of 161 amino acids. The record is from RefSeq and is a predicted model, not a curated record. The transcript has a single exon.